Hemibagrus wyckioides is the source of this 3297-nucleotide messenger RNA. It is a transcript of the gene creld1b, whose product is annotated as protein disulfide isomerase Creld1. Lineage: Eukaryota; Metazoa; Chordata; Actinopteri; Siluriformes; Bagridae. The record is from RefSeq and is a predicted model, not a curated record. Gene Ontology annotation, molecular function: calcium ion binding. The transcript is spliced from 11 exons. The coding region runs from base 183 to 1403 and encodes 406 amino acids.
ACAGAAUGAGCUAGAAAUCCAGAUGGGGCGAGGUUAGCAUUGGCUAAGAAAAUCAGUUUUAACACGCAAAGAUUAAUCUGCAUUUGAAGACUUGCGUGCAGAUUUAGUUCACGUGUCUGUAGCAGACAAGAGGAAGCGAAAGCCUCUUCUUUGCUCGUAGGAAAUAAAACUGCAACGACGUCAUGUACGCCUCAUCGCCUCUGUUCCUCAUCCUGGUGUUUACCUUUGACCUCUCUCUGCUGACCGUGCAAGCUGGACCCUGCCAGAGCUGCCGCAAACUCACAGAGAACUUCAUCAAGGGCCUGGAGCGAACGGCCAAUAAAAACUUCGGUGGUGGAAACACGGCUUGGGAAGAGGAGAAGCUGGCAAAAUACGCUCGCAGUGAAACCCGGCUACUGGAGAUCAUCGAGACAGCAUGCGAGAAAAACGACUUUGAGUGUAACAAGCUGCUGGAGCAGAUAGAGGACCAGGUUGAGACUUGGUGGUUCCACAGACAACAGGAAGCUCCUGACUUGUUCGAGUGGUUGUGUAUUGAAGAGCUCCGAUUCUGCUGCCCAGCCGGUCGCUUCGGACCAGAAUGUGCUGAAUGUCCGUCAGGCCCCGGCGGUGUGUGUGGAGGUCUCGGGCGCUGUGAGGGAGAAGGAACACGUCUGGGAGACGGAGAGUGUGUGUGUGACCCUGGCUACUCGGGCCCUCUGUGUCAGGACUGUGCAGACGGAUAUUACAGAGAAAAGAGCUCCAAUCACUCGCAACCUCCCUGCUCAGCCUGUUAUCACUCCUGUAAAAAGUGUUCUGGUCCACAAGACUACAAGUGUCUGGACUGCAAGCCGGGAUGGAUCCUUCAUGACAACAAGUGUGUGGAUGUGGAUGAGUGCGGCACUGAGUUGGCUCGCUGCUCAUCCAACACUUACUGUUUCAACACCGACGGCUCGUACGAAUGCAGAGGUUGUGAUCAGGCAUGUGUAGGAUGCAUGGGCAGCGGUCCUGCUCGCUGUAAGAAAUGCGCUCGAGGUUACAGACUGACCGGAGCCAAAUGUCUCGAUGUGGAUGAGUGUAAAGAAAAAGCAAUAGCUUGUCCUGGACUGAACGAAGCUUGUAUUAAUGAAGACGGUUCGUUCCGCUGUGAGUGUGCAGAGGGUUUUAUACGCAGAGACAGCAUCUGUGUGGAGAACCUGCCACUUACCGAUCCGAACAAAGGCUUAUUUGAUGACAUGACGGACGACGAGGUGCUCGUCCUCCAGCAGAUGUUCUUCGGCGUGGUGAUCUGCGCUCUGGCCACGCUGGCCGCCAAAGGAGACAUGGUCUUCACCGCCAUCUUCAUCGGAGGCGUGGCCGCCAUGGCUGGCUACUGGCUUUCGGAGAAGGGCGACCGCAUGCUGGACGGCAUUCUUAAAGGACGUUAACCAAUCAGAAUCUCAGGAACCUGAAAGUGAGGACAGAUCGGCGAACGGUACACGAGCCUAUACGGCGACCUAAACUUGAAGACGUGGGGAGGUUGUACAGUGACGAGUCCAGGGAGAGGCGUGGGGGGGUGGAUUCUAGCAUCGUUGCUGUGUCAAAGGGCUGGGGAAUUCAGACUAUGCUAUGAUUUGUACUUGGCUCUUUUAUAUGCAAAGUACAAUUUCUCUGCUGCUCUGCUGUAAGAGACUUUACAUAGAGACAUUUUUACUACACUCGAAUCCAGAUUAAGAUUUUAGAAAGGGACUGCACUAAAGCUUGGCACGUAAUAGAAUAUAUUUACUGUGUAUGUGUGUAAGGAGAAAGGACAGACAUAUAACAUGACGCUGAAUCUUUCAAUACAUUUAAUUUGGAGUUUCGGAUAACAUUAAGCAGCCUGCUACUUUGACACUUUGUUUGCUCAGUUUAGAUUACGGAUGGAAUGAUAUACGAAACUGUAAGCUCUGGGGAUAUAUAUGAGCAAAGCUAUCACUAUAAAAUAUCCUUAAACACUGGCAUUUGUAAUUGGCAUGGCAAACAACCAGUUUCUUGUCAUGAUAUAUUGUUAUACCUGUAUAUCAUCCCACCCUUAAUUUACACAGAGCAAAAAAUAUAUUCGUUUGAGGAAGAUGAGUCAGAUCGUAUGCCUGAUUUUUUUUUUUUUUCUUUUUUCUUUCUUCUUCUUCUUCACUCCAUCAUAGACACAUUUUCUGAUAUGCAUGAACGCUUGACCUAGGAUGGAUAUUUAUAAUGUGUGCUCCGAAACGUCUUUAACUCCUAUAAUUUGUCGUUUUGUUAUUUUUUAGGUUUAUGAGCAGCAACAAUAAGGACUAUGAAUGUUAUUUAUUUAUGAGUUUAUUUAUUACUAUUCCUUCUAGGUGUAAUUUUUCCUGAUAGAAUAAUAAUAUAAUUAUUAGUAUGUUUUUUUUUUUUUUAGAUAAUUUUUUUUGUGCCUGCUCUGAAUUUAUUUAAAUGUCUUUAUUCAGAUAUGUAUGUAGAACAUCAUUUUGAUGUCGAUAUUACGUGUGUGUUUUAUUAAAUUUUUUAUUUAUUUAUUUAUUUAUUUAUUUAUUUAUUUAUUUAUUAUUAAUAAUAAUUUAAUAUUAUUAUAAUUAAUAAUAAUAUUUGCUUAAAUAUCAGACCUGCUCCUGUGUGAAACUGGCAGGGGUUUAAAAAGAACAAGAAAAACAUUUCAAGGUAAUUCAUUUGUUCUGCUUUGAGGAGUUUUAUUUUAAAUAGAUACUUUUAGCACUUAUAUUUCAAUACAUGUCCAUGACUGAGAAAGACAAUAACUUACAGUGAACCACACCAACCCAUAAAACAACAACAACAACAAAUGAGUGUCAAUCAUUUGUACUUAUUUGUGGGUUUUUUUUAAUUAUUAUUAUUCUUUCCAGGUAUUCACUGUGAGUUACUAUGAAAUAUAGCUGCUAUAAUAUCUCCAAUAAUCAGCCCAACAAUCAUUUUCAUGCUCAGAUAAGCAAAAAAAUGAAUGACAUUCUGUUUAAUGUUUAAUGAACGCUAGUGAAAACUGAAAAACAAAAUGUUUUAUAAUCGAAUGUAAAACUGAAUAUUAUGCUUAAUAAUGGCUUCCUCCAUGUGGAAUCUCCAGGACCUGAUUUUUAGUCUGAUGCAUGAGCUCCUUUUAAUAUGAAGCUUUAAGUUUGUUUGUUUGUUUGUUUGUUUGUUUUAAGUGAGUCAAAUUACCUUGUCUUACAUCGAAAAAGCUAGCUCCAUAGUCUACCUCCAUGUUUCAGAUUUUAGGCUUUUGCUGUAAAAACACCACAGUCAUUGGUUUUAAACGUUUGAUUUAUUCUAUGCCAAAACCAUGGAUUCUUUCAUUAAAGACUUUUCAAUUCA